GCGGGAGACAGAUCUCCAGAAGGAGCGACACGGAGAGCUACCGGAGCUUCAGACUCUGCAUCUGCUGGCCAGAUCCUCGCCUGGCCGCUCGCACCGGAUUUUUGCCGAUUCUUCAGACAAGAUGCAGACGUUCCUGAAGGGGAAGCGGGUCGGCUACUGGCUGAGCGAGAAAAAGAUCAAGAAACUGAACUUCCAGGCGUUCGCCGAGCUGUGCAGGAAAAGAGGAAUCGAGGUCGUGCAGCUCGAUCUGGCCAAACCCAUCGAAGAUCAGGGUCCGCUGGACGUGAUCAUCCACAAGCUGACGGACGUCAUUCUGGAAGCCGAUCAGAACGACGACGAAUCGGUGCAGAUCGUACAGAGAUUUCAGGAUUACAUUGAAGCCCACCCUGAGACCAUCAUCCUUGACCCCUUACCUGCUAUUAGAACUCUGCUCGACCGUUUCAAGUCUUAUGAACUCAUCCGGAGGAUCGAGUCCUGUAUGCAAGAUGAGCGGAUCUGUUCCCCGCCGUUCAUGGAGCUGAUGGCGGAGUGCGGAGAGGACACCUUGAAGCUUAUAGAGAAGAACGGACCGGCCUUCCCGUUCAUUUGUAAGACGAGAGUAGCUCAUGGCACCAACUCACACGAGAUGGCGAUUAUAUUUAACGCGGAAGGUCUGCGCAAGAUCCAGCCCCCGUGCGUGAUCCAGAGCUUCAUCAGCCACAACGCCGUCCUCUACAAAGUGUUUGUGGUGGGAGAUUCCUACACCGUGGUGGAGCGGCCGUCCCUGAAGAACUUCUCCCCGGGAGAAUCCGACAGGGAGUCCAUCUUCUUUAACAGCCACAACGUAUCCAAACCGGAGUCGUCCUCGGUACUAACAGCGCUGGAUAAAGUGGAAGGCGUAUUUGAGCGGCCGAGCGACGACGUCAUCCGAGCGAUCUCCAAGGCGCUGCGCCAGGCGCUGGGCGUCUCGCUCUUUGGAAUCGACAUUAUAAUAAACAACAAGACCGGGCAGCACGCCGUCAUCGAUAUCAACGCUUUCCCAGGAUAUGAGGGAGUCCCCGAGUUCUUCAGCGACCUCCUGAAUCACAUCGCAGGCAUACUCCAACGCCCGGAGGUGAACGCCAACAAACCGGAACAGACGGCCAGCAUCCUCGGGGAGCGUCUGUGCCGCUCGCCCGUGCCGAGGAUCGACCCCUGGGUGGCGGAGAACGAGGCCAACAGCGCGGUCAAACUGCAAAGCCAGAGACUCGGGUGCAACUCGGCCAUGUCACCGGGCUUCCAGCAGCACUGCGUGGCUUCCUUGGCCACCAAGGCCUCCUCUCAAUAAACGCCAAGGACCGCGGGCGAUAAAAAAAAAUAAUUCCAAAAGGACGAAGAGGGCAGUACAGCUUUUCCACGUUGUGUGCGCAGCGCUGUGCGGCUCCGGUCCAAAUCCAACAACUUUCCAUCUCUCGGGAGAGAGUUAAACUUUACAGUCCGAGCAAACAUUUCAGGACCAGCAUCGCGUCUUGAGAUGCACCGUUUGGUGUCUAAUGGGUUAAAGGGACGCUGGUAUGAAAAUCCUUCCCAUUCCGGUAAAAAAAAAAAAAUGCCACUUUUCAUGGCCCCUUCGAGAACCACGUUUUUGUGCUGCGGGUACACAAA
Spea bombifrons (plains spadefoot toad) is the source of this 1623-nucleotide messenger RNA. It is a transcript of the gene ITPK1, whose product is annotated as inositol-tetrakisphosphate 1-kinase. Lineage: Eukaryota; Metazoa; Chordata; Amphibia; Anura; Pelobatidae. The coding region runs from base 122 to 1306 and encodes 394 amino acids. The transcript has 11 exons. Gene Ontology annotation, cellular component: cytoplasm. Gene Ontology annotation, biological process: inositol trisphosphate metabolic process. Gene Ontology annotation, molecular function: inositol-1,3,4-trisphosphate 5-kinase activity; ATP binding; magnesium ion binding. The record is from RefSeq and is a predicted model, not a curated record.